Bufo bufo (common toad) is the source of this 1596-nucleotide messenger RNA. RefSeq names its product E3 ubiquitin/ISG15 ligase TRIM25-like. The record is from RefSeq and is a predicted model, not a curated record. Gene Ontology annotation, molecular function: protein binding; zinc ion binding. Lineage: Eukaryota; Metazoa; Chordata; Amphibia; Anura; Bufonidae. The transcript has a single exon. Bases 1 to 1596 code for a protein of 531 amino acids.
AUGGCAUCAGCAAAAGUGAGAGAAGAACUGUGCUGUUCUCUGUGCCUCGACAUUUACUCAGAUCCAGUAUGCCUCAGCUGUGGACAUCACUUUUGCAUGAACUGUAUUGAGAAUCUGUUUCAGAGACAGAAGGAAGCAGGAGUUUACACCUGUCCUGAAUGCAGAACCAUCUUCAAGAAGAAACCAGAGGUGACUAGGAGUCGGAAGCUUUGUAACAUUGUUGAGCACUUGUUCUCUGACAAGACAAAGCAGGAUGGGGUUAUUUUGUGCACUUAUUGUAUUGGCUUUAACACACCUGCCAUUAAGAGAUGCCUUCUGUGUGAAGCCUUUUUGUGUGAGGAGCAUCUCAAGGUACACAGCAAGUCACAGGAACAUGUCCUAACUGAGACAAAUUCCAGUGUACACAUGGUGUCUGAGAGAAAAUGUCUCGCUCACAAGGAAGUGUUGAAAUACUACUGCUUUCAGGAUAAUGUCUUUUUGUGUGGAUCAUGCUUAAAUAAUGGAAAGCAUAGUACACAUCAGGUUGACAUGCUUAGUAAUUUAUGCCAGCAGAAGAUGGAUGAACUUAAAUAUAUUCUGGAGAAAAUAUUAUUGACAAGGAGGAAUGUAGCCAAACAAGUGCAAGAUCUCAAAGACCAAGCCAAACAAGUGCAAGAAAAGGCAAAUGAACUGAAAGUAAGAACCAUCAAUUUAUUUCUGGAUAUUCGAAAGCAGGUUGAUGAACUUGAGAAUGAAGUCUUAGAUGAGAUCAGCAGGCAAAAAGAUGACAUUGAAGAUCAAGUAUCAGAAAAGAUCCAAGAGUUGGAGAUAUGGAAGGACGACCUUUGUCCAAAAAUCCUCCACAUUGAAGAGCUUUUUGGAGUUAAUGAUGCAGUAAGCUUUCUAAAAGAGUGCAAACUGAUCCUUGGCAAUGCUGCUGAUUUCAGGAACACUAUGAAGUUGGAACACAUGAGCACUGGGACUUUUAACCACAAAUUAGAUGAUGUACUUAUAUUGGUUACGCUGCAGAGCAGUCUGAACAGUUUUGUUCGGUCCCUAGCUCAACUGAAGGCAAAGAGAGGUUUUCAACUUGAAGCAGAUUUGAAUAUAGUGAUGGACUGUAACACUGCUAAUAGUAAGGUGGCUCUUACUAAGGACCUUAAAGCAGCCUCUUACCUAAAAACAGAUGCCAAACAGCCUACCGUUCUUGAGAGAUUUGCAUCAUCCCAAGUUCUGAGCACAACUGGUUUCACAUCAGGAGAACAUUACUUGGAAGUACAAGUUAGUACAAAGGGCUACUGGGUUGUUGGUAUGGCCUAUCCCACUAUAGAGAAAACGGGAAAUGAAUCUCUUAUUGGAUGCAAUGAAAAAUCAUGGGGAUUGGUAAUGCUCAAUAAUAAUCUGUCAGCUCUUCAUAACUCUAAAAGCAAAUCAAUACGUAUUGUAAGUCCUCUGCGAGCGCUUGGCAUAUACCUGAACUAUGAGGCUGGUCAGCUGUCCUUCUAUAUGCUUUCCAACCGUAUAAAACACUUGUACACCUUUCAAGCUAUCUUUACAGAGACUCUUUUCCCUGCCUUUUAUGUAUGUGGAAGCAGCUGGGUCAGAAUACACAGCUGA